Messenger RNA from Lemur catta (Ring-tailed lemur), 1665 nucleotides. It is a transcript of the gene ANKS4B, whose product is annotated as ankyrin repeat and sterile alpha motif domain containing 4B. The record is from RefSeq and is a predicted model, not a curated record. Lineage: Eukaryota; Metazoa; Chordata; Mammalia; Primates; Lemuridae. The transcript has 2 exons. Gene Ontology annotation, molecular function: protein binding. Bases 62 to 1297 code for a protein of 411 amino acids. Gene Ontology annotation, biological process: brush border assembly.
ACAUCCUGCUCUGCUCUGCCUGAAGAGAGCUAUCUGGCCAAGCUCUGGUGAGCAGGAAAAAAUGUCCACUCGCUACCACCAAGCUGCUAGCGAUAGCUACCUGGAACUUCUGAAAGAAGCUACCAAGCGAGAUCUAAAUCUUUCUGACGAAGAUGGCAUGACCCCCACUCUCCUGGCAGCCUACCAUGGGAACUUGGAAGCCCUGGAAAUAAUCUGCAGCAGAGGAGGGGACCCCGAUAGAUGUGACAUCUGGGGAAAUACUCCUCUACAUUAUGCAGCCUCCAAUGGCCAUGCCCACUGCGUCUCUUUCUUGGUCAACUUUGGGGCCAACAUCUUUGCCCUGGAUAAUGACUUACGGUCCCCGCUGGAUGCUGCUGCCAGCAGGGAGCAGAAUGAAUGUGUUGCUCUCUUGGAUAAGGCUGCCACGACCCAGAACAUAAUGAACCCCAGGAAGGUCACCAGGCUGAAGGAGCAGGCUGAAAAGAACGCCAGGAGGCAGAUCAAAGAGUGUGAGAGGCUCCAGGAGAAGCACCAAAAUAAGAUGGCCCGCACCACCAGCAAGGGGGAAUCUGGGACUCUUUCUUCCUCCAAGGGCACCUUCUCCAGUUCAUCCUUUUCAAACGCUUCUCUUUCCAGUGCGUUCGGGUCACUGUCCAAGGGCAUUAAAGACACUUUCAAGAUAAAAUUAAAGAAGAGCAAAGACACAGCAGAGCAGGUGGGGAAGGAAGGCAGAAGCGGGCAGAGGAACGUGAUGGAAGUGUUUGGAGAGGAGGAGGAAGACUCAUUCUCAGGGGACUUCAAAGAGAAGCUCCAGUUCUCAGCAGAGGAGGACGGUGGUACACAACAUGAGUCCAUUCUCAAACGUCCAGGUCUCGGAAAUAUUGUUUUUCAAAGGAACAGAGUAUUAAGUCCUGAAGACAUCUCAGACAGUAAGAUGGAGUUGGGAUUUAAAAUGCCCAGUGAAUUGCUUCAAAGACAAGGAGCUGAGGCUGAUGAAGAGGGAGAGGAAAAUGGCCUUGAAGAUGAUCUGCCCUGGGAUGAGGGUGAAGUGGACUGGGAAGAGGAUGUGGUUGAUGCUACUCCCCUGGAGGUGUUCUUGCAGUCCCAGCACCUGGAAGAGUUCCUCCCCAUUUUCAGGAGAGAGCAGAUUGAUCUAGAAGCUCUGUUGCUGUGCUCUGAUGAGGACCUUCAGAGCAUACAAAUGCAGCUGGGUCCCAGGAAGAAAGUUCUUAAUGCCAUCAACAGAAGGAAGCAGGUGCUACAGCAGCCUGGGCAUCUGGUCGACACCAGCCUCUGAUGGAGAGGAGAGUGUUGGGUCUACAGGGUGAGCCUGCUGACUUAACAUUAUAAUCUCUCGUCAUAUUAGCUUGCUUCUUCCUUUCUCAUCUGUGCAGCCUGGGGAUUCUAACUCCAGUGCUGUCCUUAGCUCUACGACUUUCCCCAUUGUUGGAGACUAAAGUUCCUCAUUGGCCUGAGGCCUGGUGUCUACUUAAAUGCAUCUAAUCCCUUAACAGAUGUUUACAUGUUUACAAGUAACAGAAAUGGGUCUAUGAUACUACUGCCUGAGAAUGGAGACAGACUGGCAGGUAGGAAAAAUGAAGAAAGAAAUAGAAUAUGGGGUACCUGUUAUGGACUGAAUUUUGUUCCCCCCCAAUUCAUAUGUUG